AUGCCCUUGUUGCCAGUCUGUCACUUCCCUGUUGAUCGGCCUUACGAAGAGCAUCCUGGCUCUAUACCAUUCCUAAACAUGGGACCCGGCAUCACUUCCAUUUUCGUCCUAUCUCUGCUUACUGCAACAACCUGGGCGCAAUCACUGAGCCCCGAAGCUAUCGAGGCCGCUCUCGCCCUCCCAGAAUGUGUCACAAAAUGUGGCAUUGAGAUUCUGCCAAAGUUCAAUUGCACAAUAGGAACCGACUGUUACUGUUCUCGAAAGGGGCCAAUCGAGGAUGCAAUCGCAUCCUGCGUUAUUGGAGGAUGUCCGUCUCUGGGUGACGCUCUAGCAGGUCUCAAAUUCCAGGCUCUGACAUGYGGAUACCGAACGGAUCGUAACAUUGGACCACUCACCUCUGGAAUCGCGUACGUUCUAUUCGGAUUGGCAUCUCUGUUUAUGAUUGCCCGCUUUCUCUCUCGUUGGCCUCGGUUGAGAGGUGCUGGACUGAGUUGGGACGAUGGCGUUGUGUUGAUGUGCUACGUUCCAGUGGUUGGCGUGACGGUCUGCUGCGCUAUGUUACAAACCUUUGGAGCUGGAAAGGACAUGUGGACGUCAGACAUUCACUCCGUUCUUCACUACGCGAAGUGGUUCUACGCAAGUCAGCCAUUCUACAUCUUUGCAGUCUUCAGCACGAAGCUCUCUCUGAUCCUCCUCUACCUCCGUAUUUGGCCGCGAAGGCGUGGCGAUGUGUGGACAUUUUUCCAUGCCAUGUGCUACAUCAUGAUCUUCGUGCUCAUGGGGACUGCAAUUGGUGCUACACUGGCCAUGAUCUUCUCCUGCCAUCCCAUCUCGAAUGCCUGGAGGUACGCCAACCGCGCAAUGGGAACUUGCACCGAUCGUGUGGCUGGUGCUUACGUCUACGGCGCGUUGAACAUCGUCUACGACUUGAUUGUGAUUGCUCUGCCUAUCCCCGGAUUGCUCCGGCUGAAGGUAUCAACAGGGCAGAAGAUUGGGAUUAUGUGUUGCUUCCUGGUCGGGCUCGUCGCUACAGCCUGCAGUAUCAUUCGUAUGACUGAGCUCCAGGGUAUUACAACUGCCCGAAACAUCACAUGGGACUUCACUGCCGCUGGCUUCUGGAGCUUGGUAGAGGUGUACGUGAGCAUGAUAUGCUGUUGCAUGCCAGCCAUGGCUGGUCUCCUCAAACGAUGCUGGUACCGCGCCCAACACCGCGAUUCAAUGGGCGCCUUCCGAACAGUCAAUUCCCCGAGCUUCGACAUGGUCAACUCGGGCAAAUCACAAGUGGACAGUACAUGGACCAUGGAUGAACUCGAUUCUCCCGGGGGAAUCGCGGCCAUGCCUGCUAUUGAACCGCUGCAAGAAGUGCAACAAGUACACACAAAAGCUUGA
Ramularia collo-cygni is the source of this 1389-nucleotide messenger RNA. RefSeq lists its product as uncharacterized. The transcript has 6 exons. NCBI's taxonomy places the organism in Eukaryota, Fungi, Ascomycota, Dothideomycetes, Mycosphaerellales, Mycosphaerellaceae. The coding region runs from base 1 to 1389 and encodes 462 amino acids. The record is from RefSeq and is a predicted model, not a curated record.